GUUACGCUGGCCUUUGCAGGCAGUGCAAGAAACUGAUCAAUCUGGCUGCAGCACAGAAAAGCGAUACGUUCCUCAUUGUUUGUGUGACGAUAGCGGUGUUGAGGCUUUGCACGCCGAUAAACGCUGCCCGCAACAAUUUCCUCCGUCAUGAUGACGCCUUACCGAAGGGAUGCUCCUGGACCGGUGCAGUACUGGAAGUUUCGCAGGAGAAAAAGUCCGACGAGCUGCAGUGUAAAAUCAAAACUAUAACCAAGACAGAGAGUCUGCUGACUAAUAUAAGUAGUUAUCAAAUUGAUAGGAUUAAAUCGCUGAAACUAGAAUGUAACGACAUAAUGUUCUUUGAAAGUUCCUUAGAAUCGACAACAACGCCUGGCAACUUUUUGGGAAAUUUGAAUGGUUUGCUGCGGCUGUCGAUAGAUUAUUGCAAAAUUAAAUAUAUUCCAGCGAUGGCUUUCUCCAACAUGAAGGUACUGAAGAGCCUUUCGCUCAGCACUCACAAUGUGGAUUGGUCUGUGAUGAACCUGGAACUGCAUCCGGACAGUUUCCGAGGCUUGACUGAGCUCAAAGAGAUCCACCUGGCCGAUAAUAACAUAUGGAGCCUACCGAAUGAGGUUUUUUGCCCCCUGUACACACUGAAGGUGCUCAAUCUGACCGGAAACAGACUAAGUGAUAUUUCCCAGCUGGGACUGUCCGACUGGGGCAAAGGGCCAAUUGCACCUGGCAAGGCUUGUAACACUGGAUUGGAGGUUCUAGAUUUGUCAGGAAAUGACAUUACCUUGAUGGCAGAUAAUGGGCUAUCGGCGUUGAGAUCACUGAAUGCGUUAUAUUUGCAGGACAAUUUAUUGAAGGAAAUAGCGGACCGCGCUUUUGUCGGUCUUGGCACACUGGAGAUCCUCAAUCUCUCGAACAACAAGCUGACAGCUCUAACGCCGGAAUUGUUUCUGUCGUCAAGAAAAAUUAGACAAGUUCAUUUGCAAAACAAUUCACUUUCGGUUCUAGCGCCGGGUGUUUUUGAAGGACUCGAUAGGCUGGAAUCAUUGGACAUUUCCCGAAAUCAGCUAACUUCGACGUGGGUCAAAAGAGAUACAUUUGCCGGUCAGGUGCGCCUGGUGGUGCUAAAUCUUGGCUACAACCAUCUUUCGAAGGUGGAUCAGCAUGUGUUUAAGGGCUUGUACAGUUUACAGAUUUUGAAUUUGGAGCACAACGUCAUUGAACUUAUCGCCGAUGGCGCGUUCAGCGAUUUGAAAAACCUUCAUGCCCUCUUUCUAUCGCACAACCGGUUGCGUCAGAUUGAGCCGUACCAUUUCAGCGAGCUGUACGUCCUCAAUCAGCUCAUACUGGAAUCGAACCAGAUUGCAUACAUUCACGAGCGUGCCUUCGAAAAUUUGACCCACCUGCACGAUCUCAGUCUGAACGAUAACCGGCUGGAGGAAAUUCCCUCCGGCAUGAAAAAUUUGAAAUUCCUGCAAUCGUUGGACCUGGGCAAAAACCAGAUUACGGAAAUUAAUAAUUCUUCCUUCGAGGGAUUGGAGGAAUUGAUGGGACUACGGCUGGUGGACAAUCAGAUAACGGAGAUUUCCCGGGAUACCUUUUUCGCGUUGUCCACCAUUCGUGUGCUGAAUUUGGCCAGCAAUAGGAUACGCCACGUGGACCAGUCCGCGUUCAGCUCUAAUCCCACACUGCGCGCCAUACGACUUGAUAGCAACGAGCUGGAGGAUGUGGCGGGCGUUUUCACCUCCCUCACGUCGCUGGUGUAUCUGAAUAUUUCCGACAACAACAUCGGAUGGUUCGAUUAUUCACACUACCCACAGUCCCUCGAGUGGUUGGAUAUACACAAGAAUAAUAUCUCCGAGCUGGGCAAUCGAUACGACGUGGGGAACUGGUUUCAGCUGAAAAUGUUGGAUGUUUCGCACAAUCGCAUCAAACACAUCAACUCGAGCUCGUUCCCCAAAAACAUCGAAACACUGCUACUAAAUAACAAUCUGAUUGAGGAGAUUACCCCGGAGACUUUUACCAACAAGGAGAACCUGGUGAAGGUGGUACUGUACGGUAAUCACUUGCGUCGGCUGGAAAUGUCCUCCCUGGCGCUGACGCUCGUUCCGGAUACUCGAACAAUGCCGGAGUUUUACAUCGGCGAUAAUUUAGUGCACUGUGACUGCAGCAUGGAAUGGUUACAACGUAUCAACGAGUUGAGUUAUCUUCGGCAGUACCCGCAGGUGAAGGAUUUAGAUUCGGUCAUGUGUACGAUGGAGCACAAACGUGGAGAGCUGGUACGGCCGCUGAUGGAAAUGAAGGCCAGUGAGUUUCUAUGCAAAUACGAGAGCCAUUGUUUUGCUACGUGCCAUUGCUGUGAUUUUGAUGCAUGUGACUGCAAGAUGACAUGUCCGGAUCGAUGCAAUUGCUACCAUGACACGGCAUGGGAAUCGAACAUCGUGGACUGUGGCAGUGCCGGGCUCACAUCCGUUCCGGCGAAAAUCCCUAUGGAUGCCACCGAUAUCUAUCUGGAUGGGAACAACUUUGGUCAGCUGGAAAGCCAUGUUUUCAUUGGCAAAAAGAAGCUCAAGUCACUGUAUCUGAACAACAGUCACAUUGCUGCGGUGAAUAAUAAGACCUUCGGGGGCAUUCCGGCUCUCACCGUGCUGCAUUUGGAGCACAACGGGCUGCAGGAGAUCGGUGGAGCCGAGUUUGAGUCGUUACGGGAAUUGAAGGAGCUCUAUCUGGAGCAUAAUGCCAUCAGCUCGAUCGGAAACAAAUCGUUCUAUUAUCAGAAAGCAUUAGAAGUGCUCACGAUUAGUGAUAAUAAACUCGGUGAAUUGAAGCCCUGGGAGGUGAUGCCACUAGGCGGCACGUUCCGGCUAAUCUCGUUAAGUGGCAAUAAACUGGGUUGUGCUUGUGAGUCGCUGGGCAAGCUGAUGGAGUGGGCCGAACGCCAAUUCAACGACACGAAUGGGCUAAGUGAAUUCCAGUGUUCGAAUAAUAAAUUACUAAAGGACGCGAUAAAGGAAUGUGAAAGCCAUAAGAGCGCCCCGAUUGCGACGCCGACAGUGCAAAGGACGAUUAUCGAUAAUGAUUUUAUAGACUAUUUGCCACUGUUGAUUGCCGUGCUAGCCGGUCUAGUGCUCACAAUUCUGAUAGUGACGCUGGUAUUCAUCUUCCGAAAUGACGUUUGCCUGUGGGCACACUCCCGGUACGGGGUGCGAAUCUGCAAGGACCCCCUGAGUGCGAUGGAGCGGUGCGAAGAUAAUGAGAAGCUGUACGAUGGCUAUCUUAUAUACAGUGCAGCCGAUGCCGAUACGGUAACUAGUCAGAUUGCACAAGAACUGGAACACAAUGGUUAUGCGCUCUGUCUCCACUAUCGGGACAUUCAUUCGGCAGCUUUCCUAUCGGACUCGCUGCAAAGUGCAGCGGAUGCCUCCCGUAAGCUAAUAUUAUUUUUUAGUGUUAAAUUCAUGCAACACGAGUGGUCUCAGCCGGAAUUCCGAGCAGGACUGCAGGCCGUACUCGAGUUAAUUAGGCCAUCUCGAAGAAAACAAAAACUUAUUCUAAUCACAUCGGUUCCACACUCGAUGCUUGCCAUGGAUCCUAUUAUGGACAUUCUCACGCGGACUUGCACCGUUAUCUCGUGGGACGACCGCCGUUUCUGGGACAAGCUUCGCUUUUCCAUGCCGGACAUCGGCAAAAAUUCCCCUGUAAAUAAAGCUCCUCAUCGUAAAGCCAUCAACAUCCGGUACACACCUGCCCCAACCAAUCCUACGGCACCGAUUGCCACGUGGCCAAAGCGGCUUAACUCGGAGGUAUGCGUUCAAUAUCCUCCCCAGCCGCCUCGUUCUCCGAACCACAGUACUUACAACACCGAAGACGACCAUUCGAGUGCUUCCUCGCCGCAGUACGAAGCGCCAUCACUUCAUCACGCAGGAGGUCACGCAAUGGCCACCACCCCUUUUCACCAGCACCACCAUCAUCACAACCACCCGGUAGCAAUGCCUCAUCCAUCGGCGCCACAUCACAUUCCAUUGCAGUCUACGCAGGCCAACCAAUCGCCACACCUGCAAACCUAUCCUCAUCCUAUGCAUAACCAUGGCGGUGCCAACAAUAUGGGAGCUCCCGUGGGGUACUACCGCGCCAGUAAGUCCAACAGCGGCACCAAUACUAUGGGCCACGUAUACUCCACCAUUCCGGAGCCGCAGUACAACACGCAUCACCCCAACAGUCGCAACGAUAGUAAUCGACCGUACUUUGUGUAAUAUUUACUCUACUUUUAGCCCGUUUUAAGAAAUCUACUUUUUCGAGCUCUCUUUCUCUCUCUGUCCGUCAUACAUAGGUACUCAUUUACUCAUUCGUACUCGCUUCAAAUAGACCUAUCUAAAAAUUAAAAAAAUGUGUAUAAAAAUUGUUUACUAUUAGUAGGCUAGGACAAACAAUAACGAAACAAGGAAAGACUUAUUUGACUAGAAAAACACACACUCUCGCCAUCUUAAUCUCUCUUUCUCACAAGCCUUCCACCAUCCUAGUCACACGCCAAUUCGUGAAAUCAUUUGCUUAUAGCCCACAUCUGAUCCGGAACUGCAUUUCGUAAUGCGUUUUCACAUCAUAAUCGGACUGAUUGUUGAUUUGUUUUAAUUGAAAGUGAUCGUCUUUUCGUGCUCGAACUUUUAUGCUGCUGGGAAGGGGGUUGCCGUUUUUCAUCAAGCGAGAGCCUAUGUCUCACGAUUUGACAGCUCAGCAGGAGUGCCAGAUUUUCGCUUUUCUCUCUGCAUAAGAUCGUUCAAAGGUUAUGAGGUAACAAACGUUAUAUGGUGAGUCUGUGACAGAAAUUCUGCAUAAAACAAAUUUGUCUGUAUAUCUGGCAUCCUCGUGAAGCAGUACGAUUGCCAGAAUCGGUUCUAGUGAUAGAGUAAGUUUUGUUUGCCGUUUUAAUUAUCACUCAAAAUGUAGAGAUGGGGAGGAAAACUUAAACUGUAAAAGCCCUUUUGUUACACUCUAAAAACCUGUAAAAAACCACAUAUUUUACUAGACUUUUGACGUUCUGAUUUCUCAGAGUGCAUACAUUCGACUGCGCUGUCGAUGCGCGAUAUGGUCGCGUUCCGCACGCACAAAGCCUAACAUUAUGCCGGUGUCUGUCUGUCGGUCGGUCCGGCGCAGCUCAAGUUAUUAUUUAUUUACAUUUAUCUGCCGUAAACAUCAACAACAACUUGCUGCCUGCUGGCAGGCCGGAAAGCGCUCUCACUUGCCUCACUGAUUGGGCGGUGUUCUUUAUCUUUUGCGCUGAAACUGUAAGUUUCCAAAUGAAGCGAUCGGAUGGGACAGCGAGCGGCGGCAAUGAAAUUCGUACCGAAUCACAAUGACUGCUGUUGUAAGACAACGGUUUUUUUGACAGGUUGCAUGACAGUUCAUAUGUAAUGCAGGCUUCAAACGUCAUGUGAUUUUUGUUGUUAUUGGUGUCCGACCUUGGACUGGAAAGCACCAGCGAUAAGAACAUUGUUCGCUGGACCCGUUGUUAUGCAAUUUGACUCGGGCGCUAUCGGAUGUGACACUGGCAGCUAACCAUUUUCGUUUGAUGAAUUGGUCAUUGUUGGACAAUGGGUCGUAUGCAUGUUUUUUGUAGCGGUGGAAGCGAAAUAAACGCGCUUGUUUUGGGUGCGGUUAAAUGAAAUGAAAUGUCAAUUGAUUGCGAACAAUUGAUUGCUGUUUGUUUCUUCUAGAGUUAUUUCGUGUGUGGCCAUCAUCAGUUAAGUAUAAGUAGAGUGUUGACACGAAAUAGAUUCGAAUCUCAUAUCAGGUGCGAUAUAUCUUUAAUUAGAUAUUUUUCUCCUCGAAGAAAGAUGCACUGUCGUUAUGCAAUGUUAUGGUAUAAUUUACAGCAAUCAAGCAGAUGAAAAACUACUUUUGAGCGAUGAAAACCCAGCUGAAUAACAGCUUGAUAAGCAAUAAUUCAAUGAAUGUGUUUGCCGUUUAUUUCAUAUAUUGAAAUGGACAAUACGAAUUAUCAUCAUCAGAGGGUUAAUAAAUCUGUAGAAAAAAACUUGCUUGCUACAAGUGAUAAGUAAUGGGCAGUGCUAUUUUAUUAUUUAAACCUUUCGAGCCUUAUACUCGUAUAUUGAACUCAUAUUUUUUCAGUCAUACCAGUAUUGUAAAUUAUCAGUUGGUAUUCACAAAAUUGACACUUUUCUAAUGUAGAUCCAUUUCUCUGCUACUUAUAUUUAUUUCGAUGAAAAGAAGUUUUUAACAGGAAAUCCUCAAAAUUAUCCAAUUCGACUACAAAUAAUUUGUUUGUGCAGCAUCCAAUUUAUUCCAAUUCGAGUUUCGAACAGGAGAUUGUCACUUCUCCGGGUGUCAGCUACGACGUUUGGCGUUUUUGGCGACGUAAUUAUUUUCAGCUUGUUCGGGAAAGUGCAAAACAAGAUCAGAAAAACGGCAAUCAAUUUUACGAUUUGUGUUUUGGUACUACAUAUUUAAAUUUAAUUGCCGAAAUUUUAAUAACUGUGAAAUUCAAUGUAUUUUUUACAGUAUUUUUGAAGAUUACAUCCAAUAAGUGCGUCACGCAAGUUUUGAUCGAAAUUAUCCCCGCUUCUCGUGUCACGUUUUGUCACAACCCGAUCAGAAGAGUAAACUAAAAAAUUACAAAAUUCUAUCAACGCGAGAUACGAAUAACAUAUUUUGAUACAAUUUUGUAUUUUUCCAUGUAAUUUUGAUAAUAAAAUUAAAUCUGAAUGAGUUAUAAUAACAAAACCUGACAUUAAGUAGUUCUGAAACAAGUCUUACUAAUUUUUCGUUUUUAUCGAAACCUGUUGUUUCUAACAAUGUUUAGUUUUAUAUUGUUCUAUAUACUAUCUUAUUUUGUUAGAAAACUGAUACAUUAGUAACAAACUUUGAUGUGUGUUUGAUACUAGUAGAAUCAUUUCUGCUAUAAUUUCUGUUAUUUUAACACCUAACGGGAUCAAAUUGAAAAAACACAGCCCGUAAGGUUUUUCCCGUAACAAACUAACAGCUUCUGUUACAUUUUUGUGUUUUCUUUUUGAUCGGGAAGUGAACGCCCACUCCUCGGGGAAGUACGUCACGUCACAGUAAUCCUUUAUUUUAUCCAUGACUGCUGAUGUUAAUUAAUGGCUUUCUUGAAGUAGGUCGAAUUUUUUGCAUAUUUUUGCCUGUGCGAGCUCAAUUUUCUCUGAUUAUGAGCAUUUUUCUUCAGUUUUUCGAGCGUUUGCAGAUAUUUUCCAAAAAUAUGUGACAUCUUUGUCAACAAGAGACAUGUGUAUUCGAAGUGAUGUUAGCCCCUAACGAAGCAAAGCAAGUUAGAUAAGGUUGCUGUACAUCCAAAUACAUUAAAAAAUUAAUACCUUUUAUCGAAAACAUUAAAUAAACAUAUAUUUCCAAAUAAGUUUCUAUUUUAAAGCAUACUCCAUGUGACGCCACUUCAUGCUCCGAUAAAUUUUGUAUAGGCGGCAAUUUGUUUUUCUAAGUAGUCUUCUUCUAAGUCGAUACAUUCGAUUCAGUGAUGCUCCAACUUCUUGAGCCCAUCUAUUCUUGUUCCAGUUGAAAACCGAAAUAAUUAUGUGCCCCUUUAUAUUUUACUACUGUAAAGUCGAAAGGAUUUCACUAAAGAUUUCGAAAUAAGUUCUUUAUUUUAAACGCGACCAGUAGACUGGGAAACGGUUAUAUGGGAAAAAGGCGAUAGUGAGAAGAACUUUUUCUAUAAGCAUCGUAGCGCGUUACGGUCUUUAGAAGAGUUUUUUCCAGGGAUAUUUCCUGCAAAUAUGAUAUAUUUUUAGGAUCCAAAUGGACAUCUCUAGAGAAUAAGUUUUGAAAAAAUGGAUUUUCCCAGAUAAAAUUGUAUGAAAACUUCAAAAAUCGGGCGCAAAAAUAUAGUAACACCGACCAAUCUGAAAAUUUACACAGUUGUUAUAGGACCCAUAACAAACAGCAAAAGUGCAUGGGAGUUAACAUUUAUUUUUUGUCCCAUCCUAGCGAUCAGUCGCAACGGUUGUUAGCACAAAAGUGACGCUAGCGUAUCUAUUCUUGUUACUUUCCAGAAGUUUUUGGUGCUAAAAUCAUCGUUCAUAGUUCAGAAGUGUUGCUAGAUAAAUGGGAGGAAUUAUGGAGGGAUGAUGGGAUUUUCACAUUCUGUAGGAGAUAUAACUUUGCAUAACUUCGUAACAAUAGAUGAACUCAACAACUUUGUUCUGAAAAACAUCGGGAAAACAUCCAAACAUAUUGUCCCACCUCGUAAGAAACAAUGGAACAAAAUUAUAUGAAAACGCGUUUUUCUCGGCUUGCUGAAAGUGCAAAUGGGACUGACCAGCUAUGCGCGGUGGUAUACACAACAUCAAUUUUGGUCAUAUUGGACAGUUACCCGCGUCCUAUUCGGAGUUAGUAAACGGAAUUCGAAGUUCUUCAGCGUGAUAAAUGUUUUUUAGUUUCUCAAUUAUUUCCGCUUUGACCAAAACACUCCAAAAAAAUACACGGAAAUCUUUAUAGUUGGUGGAACAGUCCAUGCGUAGGAACCUUUCAGCUCCAUAGAACGGCAUACACUCUUCAGUCCGAAAUCUUCAUCUUUUCGAACCGAUUGGCAAGCCCGUUCGAUGUCGUUCAAUCACCUUCCGGGCAUACAUGAAUCCCAAGCACUUGUUCAACAGUCUUAUCCCCUUUUCACGGACUGCAAAGCCUAGAAGCUCGAUUUUAGUAAAGCAGAACUGACAUUACUUCAUCUUAACUUCUAAUCGGAAUUCCGCCAAACGUCGUAGAACACGACAUUCGUCGCUCAUUGGACUUUUUAGUUUUUAAGACAAUCGGAAAAGAACACGGGGAAUUGCUCGGUCGAAUAAUGCCCGCGUAUAGCAGAUCUUCAAUUAGGUUAUCACCUUCAACUCUGUCGGAAUACGAUAACCGUUUCGAACCGUUUGGUGUAUCGAAAGUCAGCCUAUUUUCGUGUGAAAGUCAUCGCUCAUAGCUUGACAGUUUGGAAGUGUUGCAAGCUGAAUGGAAGGAACGGAAUAAACGGAGUUUCACGCAUAGAGAUAUAGUCGGAAUAACGAAAUUGUUUACACUAAUUGUUUAAACUACCAAAAAAAGGGAAAAUAACACUACACUUCCUUUUUGUGAUGAGCAUAAUGUCGCAUUUAGUGCGAUGUUUUGACAUCAGAUGCGCUGUACAGCGCACAAAAUGCGAUAUUAUGCGCACUGUGAAUAAGGUAUAAAAAUCGAAAGCCGCGAGUCGUUUAUUUGAAUUUUCAGCUGGAACGGUAAUAUAAUAGACGUUUUCAGCAUUUUAGAGCCUUUCUCAUGAUAGUCGAUAAUCACACCAUGUGAAUCCCAGAAAACGGUGGCCAUCACUCAUCCGACCGAUGAGACAGUCUUUGCCGUUCUUGGAGCAAGUUUGCCGGGUAAAGUAUACUGGUUCGACUGUUUCUUGGUCUCUGGUGUGUACCAGUAAAUACUUUUUUCGCCGACGGUGUAAAUACGACGCAGAAACUCCUUCGGAUUGCAUUAAAAUAACGUCGACAGUGAGCAAACGCAGCACCCAUCUCAUGCCCAAAACUUUAUGCAGGAUAUGACCUAGACGGUCUUUUGAGAUCCUGUUGACUCAGCGAUCUUGCGCACCUUCAAUCGGCGGUCAUCCAAUACGAAAUCUUGGAUUUUUGUCACGUUCUCUCGGGGUACCUGGACGCGGCUAUACAAAAAAUGGCCGUGCGAAUGCAUUAAAACUCGAUAAACCACUUUAAACCGAAGGAGAGUACACUGCAUCCAAACGUUCUUUAAUUUCGUUACACGACUCGACUUCCAAUAAUAAGAAUCGAUUCACAGAUCGAUAUUGAUCUUUUUACAUUUUUGUUGUACUUGAGGACGCGCUCACUUCCACGCGCGAUGCUUGUAUCCACGAUAAUCCGGACAUCAAAAAGUGAAAUAACGCACUCAAAAAGCUUACAUGACUUAUAACUAUGGAGUAUGGUUUACUAAUUCACGUGUUCAAAACAUCAUUGUUCUCCAUUGAUGUAAAAAUCUCGUACCUUGUAGUCUCCUAGGUGAUCUUGCUGAAUCUAGAUUUGGUGAAAAUUGUGUCAUCAUUCUUUUCUACUUUUUUGCGGAAAGCGUCCGCUUCACCAUAGCCCAACAUUUUUCGAUUGCCCGCAGCUGUAAACAAUUGUGGAAGGAUUAGCGGUUUUUGGUACAAUAUUUACUUUAAUGGCUUCGUGCCAUUUCAUCACGGAAACAGUUUAUGCUAUAUGCGUCCACACGACAUGAUGCCAAAUCAUUUUGAAAUAAAAGAUUAACAUCAUAACUCUUCAAGAAAUGCAGCAAUCGUUUUUGUAAACACUCCUUCUGAUAAAUUUCAUUGUUGAUUGUGCCUGUGAUUAUGAAAGAUGAGCCACAGGUACAAACUAGGUAUUUCUUGGGGAAUUUAGUCAUGUACUUUGUCCUUCAGUACCAUUUCUGGCCAUUGGAGUGUAAAAAGCAAGUUCUGCUUAUUACCUACUUCCUACUUAUUAUUCUACUUCCUCGACUUUGUAGGACUUCAAACCGGAAUGCUUUUUUGAUUUCUGAACGAAUCUUGGUUACAUUCCUACUCUUCGAGCCACAGUUUCUUUUUCUCUCCAGAAUCUUCUCCACCUUUCUGUUCAUAGAACUAUCCGCACUUGGUUUCCUUUCGACACUCGAACGUUUAGAGAAUCUUUUCAACACAUCAUAGAAUGUAGUUUUGGGCAAAUUAAGCUUUUUGCGAGUUCACGUAUCGAGAAAAUCCGAUACGAAUUUCCGAUACGACUGACAAGAUCCGUUUGCGCACGGCUUUUUCGUUCGUCGACAUUUUGAGCACUGUUCAUGAAAUGCCAAAACAAAUCAAAGUAGGCGAACGCGUAAACACUUAGCUAUGUUUGACUGAAAAGAGUUGCUCAAAGCUUGAGUACUCAUUGCAAGAGUUACACCGCAGACAGACGUCCAAGCUGAGUUCCAAACUUGUGUAAAGUUUUUUGUAGUAGCGAUCCGUAACCAGAUAGCGCUACCAGUACCGCCAGCCUCGUACACUAGCGAAAAAAAUGUAUUGUAGCGAUAAGGUCACCAGGCAGCGCUAGUAUGCAAGUGAUUUAUAACGCAAUUUACUUUGAAAAUUUACACGGAAAUUUUGAUCAAUGUUGUUCUUGCUUGGACGUCUGUCUGUGGUUACACCGAUUCAAAGGUGUCCGGUUAGUUGCGGAUACAAACCUGACGGGAAUGUAAUACGCGAUAAUAAAUAUUUCUUGCAAUAGUGGCAUAUUUAGGCGGUGAGGUAAAGUACUUAACGGACCGCCCUCGUAUUUUGCUCACAUUAUUGGCAGAUUUCGACCAGCUCUUGUGAAUUUUUGCUGAUGUGAAUCAAGCGUUUAUGUAAUACAAAAUAGGGGCUGUCUGUGUUUAUGUUAGUUUCAACGACUUUGGCAGGGUGUGGCGGAGCGUCGUCAUGCAGAAGAAAUAUUUUGUUUCAACGAUUCGUAAUAAAUAACACCGAUCAGGUCUCACCAAAUACACAGCAUGACUGUCGAAGCGCGUACAUUCGGCCAAACCGAUGAUCUCCAUGACUCUAUUUGCUUUGGAUUGCUGUAAUGAAUCUAUUUUUGAACACCCGUUCAUAGCAUCGUAUGAAGAAAACACUUCUUUUUUUACGACGCUGGAACAGUUAUUCACAGGCAAAAAAAAUUAAGCCGAACAUCCUUUUGGAUUCGAGCCGUUUUUUUAAUUUUCAUUUAAAAAUUGAAGCACAACGAUAAAAAUUUUAAAAUUUUUUUUUGUCAAGCUCAAUCAUAAUUAAUUCAAAGACUUACGGAGUUACGAUGAACAGAUAAAUACCUUGAUCUAGAUUGGGCAUUCCAGCAAAAGUCAGGGCAAAUUGCAACGCAAAGCGCACUCAGCCUAAUAGGCCAACUCAUAAUCAAAUCAUACAUUCCUGCUGAACCUCGGUUACAGUUGAAAAUGAGCCAGGUACAGAUUAAAAUUUCCUACCACUUCCAUACGGUUGUCAUUUGUUGCGCGUCCCACGAACCAUUCCGCUGGCCUCGAUAUAGGCUCCGGGCGCAAUACCGCAAACCAGUUUGUCUUUUUUUCCGUCGUCAUUCUGUCCGCACACCACCAACCAACCGCCGAGAGAUCUAAUAGUCUUUCCCGAACUUUCCUCAUUUCCUUUCCACCACAGCGAAACCGAGGCGAUGUAGCUGCCAAGAGCCACAAUGCCGGUUGGUCGGCCGGUGGUCGGUAAUCUGCCCCAUCGGGAGCGUCACGUCUUUCGAGAUCAAGAUCAGCACUUUGCUGCGGGAUGAUGCGGUGUCUUCCCAAUCCCGAGUCUCCUUGGGGAGUGAGUGAGCGAAACCGCAACGAAAGCAGGGAACACUAGCUUAAGUCACCGCACCGCACCGCGCUUUGUUUCCUAGCGCGGGGGAAGGCUCCGAUGCUUCUGCUGCGGUGCCAUUUCUCCAGCGCGCUCUGCCAGUGGGAAUGUCUUUUAUCGUGGCUAUAGUUGGGGUAUAAGUGGUUAGCUCAUCUAUGAAAACCGUUUGAGAUUUAUUUAGUUUUACAAUUAGUCAUUGAUUAUUUUAAAUGGAUGGUGGUUUGUUGGAUCAACCACUACGGAAUGUGGUAAAUUCUACAGUUUUUGAUCAACAAUUUUUCUGGAACAGCUUUUGUGCGGGAUGAUCUUUAUUACAGCAGAAAGUUCGAAGUGAUAAAACAGUGUUUUGAGCAUCGUGAUUACAAUUUAACAGUUCACCUAUGAAACGACAUUGUGCUUCUGCAUCGCAAAAUCGCUACAAAGAAUCGACGAUUGUCGACGAGCACAGACUGCCUGGCGUGGAAUGUUCUACGGUGGCCUAUAAAAAGCCACAUUAUUUGCGUUGUUUGGUUCGAAAUUAAAAGCGACUUCGUCGUGCCGUUUAUUUUUAGCGCUGACCUGUUUUGCCACUGUCGGAGGGUGUCGCUUUAUUUUCGGGCACCGGCGAUGAUUUCCGCUAGAUUAGUCGCAAAAAGGUAUACGCACCUCUGAGGCACCAGGCACUAACUAACGCACGAGCCGAUAAACAAUUUUCAGUCCAUUAAUUUCGUCACCAAGGAAAAGAAUAGAAAAAAAAAACUCUCGAGUGCAAAUGCUUGGAACAGCUACCAGCACAACUAAAGCUGUUGCCACUAACAGGUCACGUAGCUAGAGGAAACUUUUUUUUACUGUAUUUCGUGACGUCCUUUUACUAGAACAAAAAACCUUAUCCACAAAUUUUAGUUACGUGACAUUAUCACGAGUCGGUUUGAAGGUACGUUUAGCCUGAUUGGUUAGGUCCUUGUUGCGACAAAGACGCCGGAAACGGUUUUAUUUUCCUAAAUAAAACACAAUGCGACUGUGCGUUGGGAAGGUCCAACUCGUGGGCAAUCCUGUCUGGAGUAGGGCAAAGAUUAAUGACCUUUGAUAAUUUAUCGUUAAAAGGCUAUGAUGUUUCCUUUCGGGGCAGUAAAAAUGGGCUGAGUUCUGCUUAGAGCGUGGCUAAAAGUGACGAAUCAGCAAAUUAGGUGCGAACUUGAUUGCAAACCGCAAAACAAAAUCGAAAAACGCAGAUAAUUGAGGAAAAAUUCCGCGACCUCGAGUAACUGCUUAAUCAACAUUCCACUGCCUGACCAGACCGUUUGCUGCGGCGGGGCUCAGGUCAUAAUGCAAUUUCCGCGAUUUAUUUUCUCGGAGACUAUUGCCGCCUUGUAGGCCGCUGCAGACCGGAGCCAGUAGACCUCAGGUGUUGAUUUGAAUCAUUACCAGCCAUUAUUCAACUUGCGAACUGGUUAGCGAGGCGGGCCAUACAAGGUGACGAUUGUGCAGUCCCGGCCGGGAGCAGCACAGAAGCUGCUCAGCCCAUGGCAAUCGCGUAUGCAUGCAGCCUGGCCUGAUGGUGCGCGGUUUUUCACUAGUUCCGAAUCGCUCCAAUUUGUUUAUCCAAUCGCGGCUUCACUGCGCGACAGGAGCGUUGGAUACGUGUGUAUACUGCCGGGGGCCACAUAGGCGGCGCUACCAGCUGCUAUCGUGAGAAUACCGGUCCCCGGGUGCGUACAUGCGAAUCUGAUUGAUGAUUUAGUAUUUGCUUUAUUAAUUGCUGUUGCUUUCUUGCGGGUACAAAAUAGUGAUUUGGUGUGUUUUUACGCGCGUAUGCGUAUAUGGAUGAAAAUUCAUCGCAUGCCUGCGGGAAAUAAAUACUCGCGCGUAAGCCAACCAACCAACCGUUGCCGCCGCAGGGUCCCCGAACACCCGCACGAGAAUGCACGGCUGCAUGGCUGCGGGCUCUAGUCGUUGUUUUCCUAUCGAGAGAGGAAAAUUAAAUAUGUUAUUCUAAAAUUACUGCCAAGCCGGUUUGACUUGGUUCAUUCCGGCAGCAUAACUGCGAAGGUUGGGCUAGGUUUGAGUGGUCAUAAAUUUCUGUUUGGUAAAGUACGAAUGGUGAAUUGGGCAAUUUAUUUUAUCUUGCAUUGGGAAGGUGUGUAUGAAAACCUGGUUGAACUGAAUGAUAUUUUUUAAAUUUGUUUUAUUAUACUGCUUUCAACCGAAAUAAUAAACUUUCUGUCUUUUUUUUUCUCUUGAAAUGAUAUACGAUAUUCAAAUGGUCUUAGCAUUCUAAUAACAACGGACGCACAAUUGCAAAUUAUGCACAUAAAUUCAAAAAUAUCUAGCGUACACACUAGUCGACGAACGCAAUGAAAUCGGUCGGUGGUACCACCGGUAAUAAAAUGUCAACUGUCGUCUUUUACUGCGCUUCUCCGAAAAAGGUGCUGUUUAUACUCUCUAUCAGCCAAUAACGUCAAUUCGCUUUUCGCUGCCAAGUUUGUAAGUGAAUAAAGAUUGAAUUUGCAACUGGUUUGAAAUCAAGUGAACAUUUGCUUAGCUCACCUUUAGAGCGUGCUCAAGAACCGUGAUUUCUAUUUUCGCCAUUAACAUUUGAAGGUGGGGUCAAUGAACGAAUCUUGAUAAUAAUAUUUUAGAGACUGAAUUACUGCGACUAAGCAAAACAUGUUGAAACUCUAAGUGUGUUGUAGUAAUCUUAUCGCUAUCUGAGGUGUUAAGGGCCUAAUUAGAUUGUACAUUUAACUCAAUUUGGUACCGAACUGGAGACGAAACCUUUGGGUUCCAGAUAAACGAAGUUUGAAUAAUGAUUUCACUUAAGCUUAAUUUUCGUAUUUCAGAGAAAUAUUCAAGGCUACCAAUAAUGUAAUACUGGAUGAUUCUGAUUCUAACAAAUAGUAAACAGACGUCAUGACGCAGCGAGUGACAAAAAAUGCAUUUGAUUACUACUGUUUCAUGGAUGGGGAUCUUAUGAAGAGUAGGUGACAUUGGAUGUCAUCCAUACAGACUAACAUAGAGUCGAGCCAUUUCAGCGGCACAAGGUUCAAAACUUCUAGUGUCAAUACUCUAUCCGCUAGGUAAUACUUCAAGUAUAACCUUGAAUCUAUUGAUGAUAUUUUUAUCCACUCCAGUUAUUUUUGUGUCAGAGAAAAAUGAACGCAAUUUAUUGUCGUCUUUUGUAUUACCAACUCUAGCUUUCGGAACAUAUACAAAUUCUUUUUCAAGUGCUUGCUGAAUUUUGAGCUUGUUUUGUUGCUAGUUGCUAUCAACUAGUUCUAACUUACCAUUUCUUUUGUAUUUUUGGAUUCCCGGAUAAACCUCAUAGGAUGGCAGAAUAUUGAAGAUGACGGAACCGAAUUUUCCAAACAAUUUUUUGUGAUCAUUCAUGUUGCUUGUUGAUCUUAGAGAAAAGAAACGAGCUGAUGAAAACCUAAGAAUCAGAAUCUGUCUGGCUUUAAAAUUUUUGGUUUUAUUAAACCUGUUGAAAUCCAUCCAUCGCCCUCACUCGCCGAAUAACCUCAAACUUUGUUUUUUUUUACUUCAUAGAAAUAUUUUCACAUAUGAGACAUUGUAUGGUACAUUGACGACUGUAACUUAACCUCUGCAGAGAUAUCUGUCACUAGAAAUGCCUUGUUCUUGAGUAUACCAAACUCGUUUUGCGUUCUCCAGGAGUGAAUAACAAGGGUAGACAUCUUUGUUAGCUGAAUAGAUUACUGUACUUCUUUUUUUUACAGAUUAGCCAAUGCUCUUUUGCCAGAAUUAAAUACUGCAGUUUUUAAAUCAUUCGUUUGAGAAGGAUCGUCAGAAUCGAUCCUAAACAAUGUUGCUAACCGCAGUACUCCCAGCAAAUUUUUGAGACAUCUGUAGUACUGCACAACUUUACUCAUCCAAUGGUGCAUUUUACCUACGCUUUUGCGUUUUGCGCCUCUUGCUUCGAUCAUUGCAAUAAGAAAAUCGUUUGCAUAGACGACCGGAAUGCGAAGCCACUUUCGAACUCGAAAUUUUUUUGGUUAAGUUCGUUCAAUGUUGAUUGGCAGCAAUUUGAGUUGUGACGUUUAUCGAAGCUGUCGAUCUUCAUUCAAAGUAACCUUUGAAGCAACUCAGUUGACAUCUUAGAGAUCGAGUGUUUCUUGGAGUUUUUCCUCCAGAAACGGAAACUUUUUAUUAAUCAAACAUCUAGAGUAUUGCCCAAUUGGUUUUUUUUCCGGAGGACCAAACUAGGUGUUUACCAUCGAUGCACAGCAAAUCGGAACGUCCAAACUUUACAUGGACCGCAACUCUGAAAAACACGUGUUUUGCAAGGCUUUGUUCUGAUGCAUUUUUUUUUCAAGCUAUACAACACAUUACCGGCAUGAAUUUUCUUGGUAUACCUUCAAUUGUUACCGCCCUAUCGAAUUCACAUGCAAGAAUCUUCAGAGUUACAAUAACACCAGUGAAAGUUUAUAUUUUACGUUGAACAGUUUGAGACUUUCCUGCGCUCUUAAUACUACCAAGCUAAUGAUAGCUACAGUCGUUUUUAAACAACACAGAUAAUUUCAAGAUGGCCGGCAUACAAUAUAAUUCCAGAUUUUGCUCAAAGUUGGGAGAAUUAUUCAUCUACUGUCACUUUGGAAAAAUUCCAAAUUUGGUGUCGAUUGGAAUUAGACGUGUGCGCCGACCAUAUCAUCGGCGGCGGCGGCGUAGAAAACAUUUUACCUCGGCGGCGACCGGCGCGCCGGUGUGACGCCGUUGGCUUAUAUCGGCGGCGGCGGCGGCGUGUAUCGGCGUGACACUAAUUACCACUUAUAAUUGCGCAUAAUGUGUGCUAUGAGCUCUUAUUUUCGGUUUUUUGUUAAUUCAACGUUAAUAAAAAAAUAUUGCGUCAGGGUUGACAUGAUGUCAAAACUAGAAAUAAAAAUGGUAAGAAAUCAAGUAAAUAAACAAUUGAGCACCCAGAAAAUAAUAAACCAAGCAGAGAAAGUAAAACAAGUGUAAAUCCCAAAAAAAUUGCAAGGAACACUAUUUCCAAAGACGUUCAGUUUUGAAAAAAAAGACAGAUAGUUUGUCGAUGAGUUCAUUUUGAUUGACCGUAGACCGACUUUGGAAAAUUUCGAUAGAUCUUACGUUAGAGGGUCUUUUUCAACGUCCAUAUAUUUUGUUAGGUUACCCAUGGAAAAACUGAAAAAAUGGGAUACUCAAUUUUCAUUCAAACAGAGUUCUUCGUUAAACUCCACAGAUUCUUCAUUACCACCUGAAAAAUUUUUGUUUGCUCGGAAUAGCGUUGAAAAAAGCAACAAUCACAUGAACUAUGUGAUGUCAUUAUUAUGAAAAUCACCCUUCAAUAUGAUGGGUCGAAGGCGACCCAUUCUGACCGAAAAAUCCGCAAAUAUCACCAUGGUAACGGAAAAUAGCUGAAAGUGUUUUUUUUUCGAUGCCUUAACGUUCAAGCAACAAAGUAAGGAGAAUUCAGCAAAAACAUAGUCGGCCUUCGGCCCACUCGCUGUUCGAGCGAAUGAUGUCCUUACUCGCUUUGAGUUUGAGUAGACCUAGCAAAUUUGUAGAUCAGUCGUUUGUGUGCAAAAGGCCGCGGCUUCCGACGGCGGGUCGGCGGCCGGCACGGACUGUGGAAACCACGGCAGCUUAGUGCCGCCACGUUUCCUUGCCCUCGAUUAUGCGUCUGCGCCGCAUGAUUUGAAAAAAUAUGCCCAACCUAAACUAUUUAGGAAUAUAUUUACGCUUAAACUACAUACGUAGAGUAUAAAAUAUCUGAGUUAAAUAUAGAAUUCAUUGAAUGACGCUUUUGUCAAUCAUCAAGGGUGCAACAUAUUUUUCAAUAGACUCUGCUGCGGAAUAUAUGUUGCAAAUCCGGAACACAUAGUCAUGAUAAUUGGAUCUCAUGCGAUCAUACAAUAUCGUAUUCAGCCUCGCGUCCAUUCGGCCUUGCGUCCAUUCGGCCUCGCGUCCAUUCGGCCUCACGUCCAUUCGGCCUCGCGUCCGUUAUGCCUUAUGGCAGUAUGCCUCGUAUCCAUUAUGCCUCACAUCCAUUAAGCCUUGCGUCUGUAUGCCUAGCAUACAAUGCCUAACAUCCAUAUGCCUAGUGUCCGUAUGUCUCGUGUCCCGUACCCUUCGUAAAUACGUAAAUACAGGGGAGGUACUUAGCGAAGUGUUACACUGCGUGAGGCCACCAUGCAAGAUUGCGUUACGUCGGAGUGAAGGGGUAUUUAUUGCCAAAUUCCGCGUUACUUAAUAUACGAGUGUUCCCUUAUCGGCUGUGAUUUGCGGUAUUUCUAAAAUCUGGAAAAAUUCCAGCAUACACAAUCACUAUCGACGCGGUAAAAAUUUUCUCGGCGGCGCGCUAAAAAUUUCCUCGGCGGCGCGCCGAGUCCAAAUCAUCGGCGGCGGCGGCGUGCGUAAAAGUGUUGGCGGCGGCGGCGCGGCGUGGCGGCGCACAGGACUAAUUGGAAUACCCCCCGCUCUGUGGGACCACCCUGUUUAUUGCAAUGUCACGCAUUUUUUGUUAAAAAUCUCUUUUUUCUUUUUCUCACAAUUCAUAGACGUAAGAUGUCCGGAAAAUACUGAUAGAUGAUUUUUGAAGAAAAUAAACCAAGGAAUCCAGAAAAAAUAUAAGUUUUGACCGAAAGUGUUGCCAGAUAAAUUAUGUUUGUAUUUGAAAACUAAAUUUACAUUUUUCGGCACAUGCAGCCAUUUUUAUUUUAAAUUUGAUAAUUUCAUGUUCCUUGGAAGAUUUCACAUAUGAAACAACUAUCAUCCCGAGGCAAUAUGAGUCAAUCUCGAGAUAUCACAUUUUUACGAAAAACCUAAAUUAAUCCUCCUAGCGGUCAGACUCAGCCUUUCUCAUUCAAACUUAUUAUUUAUAAAAAUAGAUUUACAUGAAUGCUUAAAUCCAAUAAAGGUAUAUUCACUCUUUAGGUUCUAAAAUAUUGAUUUUGUAAUUGAAGUAUAAAAUAUGAAAUUUGACGUAAUGUUAGUGCUUAACAAAUAGCGAAAUAAAAUAAAUGACUCUCAAUUUCGAACAAUUCAAUCACGAGCGAUACCGGGAACGUUCAGAUAGUACGAUAACACAUUUAAAUUUUAUUUCUGUGGAAAUCGGGUCAGCCAUCUCUGAGAAACAUGAGUGUUAUUAAAUAGUCUCCAGAACACGUUUCUUUCCAUAACUUCUGAACCACAUGUUCAAUCUCCAUAAAAUGCAAAAGUUAAGGGUUGUUUAAGUAGCCCGUUCAUUUGAAACUAAUUUUGUACAAAUCGGUUGAAUAGUUUCUGAGAUAUUGAUAUUUCAUGAUUUCCACAUUUUGAUACAUAACCUCUAAACUAGAAAUCAGAUUACAAUAAAAUUCAAUAGGGUCUUAUAGGGCAACUAGACCUUUCAUUUGCAAUUUAUUUCAUUGAAAUCGGUUCAGCCAUCUCUGAGAAAAUCGAGUGAGAUUGGAAGAGCGUUACACACACACACCUGCAGAAAAUGCUCAGUUCGUCGAACUGAGUCGAGUGAUUAACGACAUUCGGCCCUUUUGAGCACCUUUAUACCUUUAGUUUUUGCAGUGAUUACUAUACCUUUCUAGGAGAAAAGCAAAAAGUGAAAUGAUAGAAAUGACUUUUAAUUUCAAUUUCAAUCCCGAGCAAGGCCGCAAACAUUGAAAUAGUACAUUAUCGAAUUUAAAUGAUUUUGAGGCCACAUAUUUUGAUCGUAGCUAUAGUUUCAAACAGUCGGUCAGGUUGCGUUUCUUUCUAUUUAUAACUUUCAAACCACAUGUUUAAACUUUAUGAAAUUCAUUGUUUAAGAGUUUAAAAGCCCAUUAAUUUGAAUACAACUAUGUUCAUAGCUUCUGAGAUAUAAGAGCGUUUUUCACAUUCUGACGCAGCGCAAAAACUAAAAGUUUGAUUACAAUGAAAUUCAAUAGCAACCUUAGCGGCAAAUAGACCCUCCAUUUGACACCAAGAUAGAAGGAAUCGGUCAGACCAUCUCUGAGAAAAGUGAAUGCGAAACAAAAGGUGCACAUACACACGUACACCCCCACACACAAACAUAUACACCUAUACAUGCAUAUAUGCAGAAAAUGCUGGAUUCGACGAACUGAGUCGAGUAGUAUAUGACAUUCGGCCAUUUGGAUCACUCAUCUACCUUUUAAUUAGCCAGUGAUCGUUAGGAGAAAGUCAAUAUGUUUAUUUUCAUUAAACGAUUUCACAUUUUUAUGAACAACGGACAAAGUUACAAUACAAAGUUACAAAUCUAUGGGGCAACUAGACCUUUCAUUUGACACUAAUUUUGUGAAAAUCGGUUCAGCCAUCUCUGAGAGAAAUGAGUGAGUUUAAACAACCUCAGGAUAACUUUUCUUUACAUAACUUUUGAACCAUAAGUUCAAUCAUAACGAAAUUUAAAAUUUAAAGGUUUUGGAGACAGCCCAAUCAUUUGAAACCAGUUUUAUUGAAAUCGGUUGUGUGGUUUCUAAGAUAUUGAUGUUUCGUGAUUUUUACAUUUUGAUACAUAACCUGUAAACUAAAAAUCCGAUUACAAUGAAAUUCAAUAGCAACCUAUGGCGCAACUAGACCUUUCAUUUGCAAUCAAUUUCAUUAAAAUCGGUCCAGCCAUCUCUGAGAAAAGUGAGUGAGAAAAAAAGUUGCACAUACACACACACACACACACACAUACACACAUACAUACAUACAUACAGAAAAUGCUCAGUUCGUCGAAAGGGGUCGAGUGGUAUAUGACAUUCGGCCAUUGGGACCACUUUUAUACCUUUGGUUUUUCCAGUGAUUGCUAUACCUUUCUAGGAGAAAGGCAAAAAGGUGGAAACUUCGUAAUUAUUUUUUUCACAAUUUAUAGACGUAAGACACCCGGAAAAUAGUGAGAGAUGAAUUUUGAAGAAAAUAAACCAAGAAAUCCAGAAAAAAUAUUAUUUUUGACCGGAAGUGAUGCCAGAUAGAUUAUUUUUGUAUUUUAAAACUAAAUUUGCACUUUUCGGCAAAUGCAGCUAAGUUUAUUUCAAAUUUGAUGGUUUCAUCGUAUUUCUUGGAAAAUUUUACGUAAGAAAAACUUAUCAUCUCGUGGUAAUAUGAGCCAAUCUCGAGAUAUAGCAUGUUUACGAAAAUAGUUCUGAAUUUCGUAAUGGAAAGGUACGGACUGCGCCUGCGUCUGUCGUUUCCAUUUUUCUCCUUCAGGUAACUCGCUACUGGGUUGUCUGGGUCUAUUUGAACACAGAACACGGUCGAACUGGAUUGGAGUUUCUACGAACGUGUCCUUUUUUCUGUCGAAGCACUUUCUGCUCGGAAGCCAUUUCUAUAACUGCUUGACAAAUAGUGACGCACAUGUAAUCAUUACACUCUAAACUAGUUGUGCUCAAAAUUUCAUCAAUUUCAACCCAUACAAUACAAAGUUAUACACAAAAGAAAUUUCGCAUUUUUCGAAUACAAUGAUAAACCUGUUGAAUUACGUAGUGCUCAAAAAAUAACAAAACUGGCAAUCAUGUACUGUUUUUCGUUUUGCACCAAUGUAUUCACAUACGAGUGAGGAGAGGUAGUAGUGUCAUCUAUUCUGCUGAUUCUGAAGGCUUUAAUGGAAUUUCACCUUAAAAGAAUUCAGUGGAAACUAUUUCUCAACAAAUCAAAAUUGAUUUUAAAGCAACUGUGUAUGUCCAGGGGUGUUGGGGUAUAACUGCCUUUAUUGGACCACUUAGUAGCGUAGCUGCAAAUUUUGCAUGAAAAAGUGUAAAUAUCUAAACUGAAUUAGGUAUUUCAUUAUGUAUAAACAAGAAGUAUCAUGUUUAUCAUAUUUUCUGCAUGGAAUACAACUAGAUAAUACCUCUAUUCACCACAACAAUUUUCAAUUUGGGCCAUGUCUAAAUAAAAGAUCUCUUUAACCGUAGCCGCCGCUGAUGAAACUAUCCAGCGAACAAUUGAAUCCUCUUCCGCGGCAGUCAAUGCAGUUUUUUACCUUUUCGUGGUUUUCCUGACCACUUACUUCUUGCACGGAACAUUACGGUGGAUCGUGGAACAUUGGAGCGCCUGCAAGCUUCUCAACUCGAAACAUCACUUUUUAUUGCUUGAAGACACUCAGUAACAGCUGCUUCAGUGUAUUGUUUACCAAUUUCCGGCGUUUUUCCCAUAUUAGCAGCAAUUUUAUACAAUAACACGAUCAUAACAAAUUUAUGGUAACUAUGGUAACUAUGAUUCGCGGCGUUAUUUCGAUGACAUCUCUUGUUCGAAAUGAAGCAUGCCGGAAUAAGGGAAACAGUAUUAUUUCUACCCUUAAUUGGGCCAAUAUUUUUUUCAAUAUUUUAAGUGUUUUUCUAAUAACAUUACUUGCUUAUCUUUUAAAAACACUAUUAUCCUACACGUUCAUCGAAAAUCUGAUUAUUUUCGCUCGGAAAGUGUGAUGUCAGUACAGUUUUUGGUAAGGCCAUUUCCUAUGAAAACGUUAACGAACCAUGGCAAAUCAGGUAGCUGUUAUUAAAAGACAUUCUUUGAAGCUUUAAUGAAGAAUAUUAUAGUAAACGUUGGUCAUUUCUAAUGAAGAACAUUAUUGAAGUUGUCAAAGCAUAAAUCAAAAUAAGUAUAUUUAUAAUGUGUAAUUUGGUGUAAGAAGUUUAGGUGGUCCACUAAAGGAAGUGGUCUAUAUUAAGCAGAUCUACGUCGGUGAAUUUAGUAGAAAUAUUAAACAGUGGUCGAGCAGGCUGCCGAAAGUGAGCUGGAAGAAGCUAGUUCUUGAUUGGCUGAGUGUUGCUUGACUCCAUUGAAGCAGACAGUGCAUGUAGUUCCUGGAGCGAAAACUACAUACGACGUAUUUGUUCAUAAGACGUAUUUGAACAUAUGACGUAUUUAUAUGUCAAAUAUAUUUAAAACAAGAUAUGACUUUUUUCUGGAACAUAACAAGUUCCACAAUUCACCGAUCAUUUAAAAAAUUUUUCACUAUUACUGCCUAACAUUUGCAUUAAAAAUGGAUUUUUUUCAGAUGGUGAUAAAAAACUAAGCCAGUUAAUUGAGUUUGAUAAAUAUCCCAUGUAAGUUAAUUAUAUUGGCUCACUUUAUAAAAAAAUCUACGGCCUUGUGAGCGGUUUUCUAGCAGCUAACCGGAACAUUCGCCAUGGCCAUGGCAGACGAAAACAUGCUUGUAGGCAUGUUCUUGAGUUCUUUUUCUUCGUUUUAUUUAUCAAUUUCUCUUCAGUUUUCGCGACAAAAUUUUUGGAGUUGAUCUUACGCUUCAGGUUUGCCCAUAAAUUCUCGAUGGGACGCAGCUGGGGGACGUUGGGUGGGCUCACCGACUUGGGUACCACAUCAAUAUUCAGCCGCUUAAUCUCUUCCAACGAUUGCUUCAAAUAAUGAGCCGGCACCAGAUCAGCCUAGAACACUGCGUUUUCGUAUUACUUGAUGAACGACGCAACUUCCGGCAUGCACUUCGUCUUAUAUCGUCAGUUGAGUUCAAUACUGACACAACUCAAAAUUUUGUAGUUUUGAGUUAUUGAUGGCAAACGAUGUCAAAUACUAUAAAGUUUCACCUCACAAAGACCCGUUUUAAAAUUCACAAUGAUUCCAGAAAUAUGAGUAGAAGUGCCUUUAUUGCACAAAUCUAAAAUAUCCCUAAAAAGACGGAAAAAUGAAGUUACAACUCUUAUCACUUGCUUAUUACAUGCACAUGAUAGACCCGAACAAGUACAAUUAAAAUGUGAAGCCUUAAAAUUGGAAUUUUUCACGAAAAUGAAAAAAGAAAUUUUCGACGCAAAUUUCCAAACGCGUUUUUCUCGAAACUAUGAAUUUUGAGUUGUGCCAGUUUUGAAUUCAAUUGACGAUAUGUUUCCUCGUUCAUGGCCAGUCCAGAGCAAAAAAAGAGCGGCUUUGAUAUCCCUUUCUCGCUAAUUGUCAACCACAGCAGCACCUUCUUGGAAAACUAUGUGUGUUCAAUGAACUUGACCUCGGAGCUCACUUCCUUCGUUGGGCAAGUAAAAUACGAAGUGCCCUGCCAGUCGUUGCCAUCCAUGGGGAGAUAGGUCCCGUCGUCCAUCACCACCGCCACGUCGCGAUUCACCGGUAAAAUCGAGUUAUUCAGCUGCUGCCGCUGCGUCAUUACCUGCAGCUCGGAGAUCAGUGGACGGGACUGCCGCGUCCUGACAUGUAAUUCCAUGUUUGCCAGGUAGUCGCACCGACCUCCCGGCCAAGCGUACCCAGCGAUGAGGCACUUUUCCCUCGAUCUUCCUCUUCAGCAUAUUUUAUAGCUUCUGUCGCACAGGGUCGUCGGCCAUUCAGAACCGGGCUUUCGUUCAAUGCAUGUUUUGAUUGUUGUCCAAUUGUGCUAAGACGUUGUAGAUACCAGAACAAACGUAUCCGGCGCCCAAAAACUGUUUUCGACGCGAUGAGGUGCCGUUUUUUGAACGCACACACUUUCGAACGGAGUAGCUUCACUGUUUUCACCAUCACGGUUAGAGUUCGACUGAUGAAGCCGUCAAUUUUUUUCUGCUAAUUCAUGGGUUACUAAGAUUGAUGGGUAGUUUAUUCAGUGCGAACUAUGGUAAAACCAUGAAAAAUCGGCAGUUUUUUAACAUUUUUUAUUCAAAUGUUAUAGUACCAAUUUGAGCACCGUUUAUUCAGUAAAAGCUUAGAUUUUAACGCCACAUAUCGUCAAGUCAAGAAAACAAUCACUUUAAAUAAAUAAAAGAUGAACAUUCACUUUAAAUAAAUCCUAAAUUCAGACAGUUUUAUAAGUUUUGUAGACCACUGAAAACGUGUGCCACAUAUUUGUGAAUUAGUUUUCUUCUUUCAAGCCUGAAUUGAUGGUUUUGACUAGUCAUGUGCGCCGCCGACACUUUUACGCACGCCGCCGCCGCCGAUGGUUUUGAGUCGACGCGUCGCCGAAGAAAUUUUUAUCGCGCCGAUAGUCAUUUUUUUGCUGGUUUUUAAAUUGCAUGUCUACUUGAUUCUUAACCAUUCCUAUUUCUUUUUUUGACAUCCUGUCGACCCGGAUGAACAUAUUUUCAUUUAUUUAUGUUGGAAUAAAAAACCGAACAUGAGAGUGUACACAUUAUACGCAAUGUUUUAGAAGUGGUAAUUAGUGUCACGCCGGUAUACGCCGCCGUCGCCGAUAAAUAUCAAGGGCGUUACGCCGGCGCGCCGAUCGCCGCCGAGGUAAAAUUUUUUCUACGUCGCCGCCGCCGAUGAUAUGGUCGGCGCACAGGUCUAGUUUUGACUAUAUUGUAACACCGUUUGUAAUCUAGGCAAAAAUGAAACAAGAAAUUGUUUUACAGUUUAACCACAAUGAGGGUUGUAAGAACUGAAAGUUUUCCUCGUUCUCACCAGUUUUCAUUGAAAAGUUAAUGCAUGUUUUAUACUGACGUUUUUCCACGAAGGUAUUGGUAACUCUUGUGCGUUAGUUUAUCACACAAAUAAGUUGGAGAAAUGAGUUAUUACUGAAUUUUUUUCAUUCAAUUUGCGCUGGUUGUUGGAAAACGGGGUGAUGAUUGUUUUUCAACUUCGACUAUCACAGUUUUUAUGAUUUUUAUUUUCGUACUACGGAGCUGAUUUUGUUACAUGGACGAUUCAAGGCCAAUGCUCAAUUCCAUAUUAUUUUCAUGAGAGAUUGGAAGGUCUCAUCACGCAGACUCCUGCUCUAUUCCCUGAAGAAAAUCUCGAUAGGAAGUUUUGUUUUUGCAUACCAUAGUUUUUACUCUUUUUUGUGGCCUGGGUAUCUGAUACUCUCCAUAGCUUUGAUUUUUAGCUCUUGAUUCUAUGGGAAGCAGUGGAAAGUCGUUACGGUACCAACGGAGGUUCUUUUAUCUUCUGAAAUCGGUUUACUUUUGUAUAUUGAAGCAUGUAUUUCGACAAGUUUCUAAAGAUAAACAAAGGCUAAAUCCAUCAUAUAUAUACAUACAUACAAACUUUGCCACUGUUUAAAGCAGGGGCACCUUAUUCUCAGUAAAAAAUGCCGUUUUAGAGUAACCAAUUACGAUUAAGACUCGAAAUUUUGAUAAAAUUUAUAGAACUAGAGGGAAAUUCGCAAUUUUCUUGUAACUAUCAUGGUAGCGUUUGUGGGAAUAAUGUGACAACUGGUGAUUUGCUUCACCUUGUCUUUCAGGUACUUUGGCGCUCGCGAUACUGCUUCUGGCGUCAUUCAUUCUGAGGAUCACUUUUCAAAUAUGAAAAAUAGAAUUGAAAAUGAAUAUUUUUCCUAAAGGAAGUAUAGUAUAGAGGUGACAUGUCAAUAUUAAAUGAAUAUCGUUUUGAGACUAUGUAUUCUGUACGUUUUGUAGAACGUUACUCAAAAUGUGGCAAAAAUUUCUUAUUUUCGACAAAAGUUUUUGUCGCAAAAUUGAUAUUUUCCAAGUCAUUAUUUUCUUACAUAUCAAUCUGGGUAGAGAUGCGUUCAUUAAGCUCCAGAGUAUAUUGGUGAAUAAAACUCAUUGAAUUGAAAAACCUUCUCAGCUUUCACAGAAUAAAAAUAUAUGUUUUAGAUGAUUCAGAAUCACUUUGAAAUAUAUUUAUUUUACUUCAGAGCACAUACAAUAUUGUUACCAGUUUGUCAAUUGACUGCCUUCAUAACUUUGACAGGGAGCCCUAAACAUUUUGUAUAGUUUACUAAAUACAAAUUUGCUUUGGCAAUCAAUUACCUUGAUUGGAAAACAGACAAUCCCCUUUGUACUGCUAGUGUGAGACUUUUUCUAGUAUCUAAAUACCCGCCAUCAGCGAACAGUUUAGCCGGUCGAAUCAGAUCAGCGCCAUAAAUUGACCAUAGCAAAUUCUAGUGUCCGGCUGGUUUAGUACGGCUUCCCGUUCCUUUUCCACCCAAUUAAAGCCUUCGCCACUCGAGUCAAUUUAUGGAAUUAUUCGCUCCAUAAAAAUCUCAAGAAGUCAAGCGCGGCGUGAAUUAUUUACACUUAUUAAACUCCCGGGGAUGGGCGACAGUCGCGAUUGGCGGUCACUUUCAAUUACUCGGGUGUUCGGCUUCGUUCCCGGUCGUCAACAAGACGCUAUAAAGUUCAAUUAAAACCAAUCAACACGCAGUUUAUAGAGGCAGUCGUAGACAUAGACGCAGACUGCGGUGGAAUCGAGUAGGAAUAAGCGACUAUGAUUGUUGUUGUUUUUUUUUUUAACUGCAACUACUGCAUUUCUGAUCAGCUUAACCGAAUUAACGAUAAUGAAGAUUCCUAAUUUAGGUGAAGCACCAACAAGCGUGGUCGUAAAGAAUCACUAAGUAAUAUAAAUUGCUACUCAACUGCAAACAAAACGACAAGCCGACACAUUAAACAAUAGUGAAAUAGUCUAUUAAAUCGUUUGAAAAUUCUUAGUAAUUUUUUUGAUUUUUUUAUCGAAGUUUAUAACUCAUAUGAAAGUCAAACAUGAAUUGAUGAUCUUCAGAACAUAGAGACAGUCUAAAAAUAUAGAACAAAUGCUCACGAAACGGAAAGCCUUUUGCAAGAGAUAUUAAAUAAUAUUUUCCUAGCGAGAAAGAUAGAAGAGAGAAAGGCAGGUAACAAAUAUAAAAGUUGGAAGAGAACAUAAAAUACUAAACGUGUACUAGCUGUGAGAAUUCUAGAAAUUCGGUUCCACUGAAGUGACCGAAUAUGCAAAGUAAGAAAUUAAAUUGUUAUUUUCUGCGUUUUUUUAUAAAUGUGUAAGUCGACCCAUCAGUAACUACGGCGCAUCAGGCACAAAAUCACAAAUCGAAACUAGAGCAGCACUCAUAGCCACGAAGAAAAACAAACAAUAGAUAUAUUUUAUGUGAAACAGAUUGUACGAAACCAUUGAAAAAAAAAUCACACACAAAGACAGAAUAAUUAGUCAUACAUAGAGAGAGAAAUUUUAAUCACUUCACCGCAGUCAUAAAUCUGCAACGUAUGGAUACGAUGUUCUGAAGAGAAGAAACUUGUAAGACGAACUACCAAUUUUGUGUCGGUAUAGCAAAAUAAACACAGCCAUUGAUGAGACGAAACUUCUAUAAAUAUUGUAAAUGUGAAUAUACUGUAUAUUGUACAAAGUCAGGUGAAGCAAGUAUGUAACUAUAGGAAUCUAAAAUAAUCUUUAUUUUAUGACAAAAUUUGCAUUUUAUAAAUGAAGAAAAAUAAUAAUUUUCCGAAAAUUA
Molecule: messenger RNA, 28391 nt
Organism: Wyeomyia smithii (pitcher-plant mosquito)
Lineage: Eukaryota; Metazoa; Arthropoda; Insecta; Diptera; Culicidae
Product: toll-like receptor 6
Exons: 1
Coding region: 333-4244 (1303 amino acids)
Biological process (GO): signal transduction
Molecular function (GO): protein binding
Source: RefSeq, a predicted model, not a curated record